Messenger RNA from Sesamum indicum (sesame), 1348 nucleotides. Its product is annotated as transcription factor MYB102. NCBI's taxonomy places the organism in Eukaryota, Viridiplantae, Streptophyta, Magnoliopsida, Lamiales, Pedaliaceae. The record is from RefSeq and is a predicted model, not a curated record.
UUGCAAAAGUUCCCUUUGCCUUUUGAAACUCGUUGCAAGACUUUUGAUCACUCCUAAAGUUGUCCACCAACAUCUUCAGUUUCAGACAGGAUGGGAAGAACACCUUGCUGUGAUAAAAAUGGCCUCAAGAAAGGCCCAUGGACACCAGAGGAAGACACGAAGCUCACUCAGUAUAUUCAGAUGCAUGGCCCUGGAAAUUGGAGAACUCUUCCCAAGAAUGCUGGGCUUCAGAGAUGUGGCAAGAGUUGUCGGCUUCGUUGGACUAAUUACUUGAGGCCUGAUAUCAAGAGAGGGAGGUUUUCAUUUGAGGAGGAGGAAGCUAUAAUUCAACUCCACAGUGUUCUUGGCAACAAGUGGUCGGCCAUCGCAGCCCGUCUUCCAGGAAGAACGGAUAAUGAAAUCAAGAACUACUGGAACACGCACAUUAGAAAGAGGCUUCUUCGGAUGGGAAUUGACCCGGUGACUCAUGCACCGCGCCUUGACCUUUUAGACCUGUCGUCACUUCUCAGCUCGCCUCAGCUCAACCUAUCGAACCUCGUUCGCCUUCAAACACUUCUAAAUCCAGAGGCAUUAAGGCUUGCUUUGAGUAUCCUACCAUCACAGAAUGAAAACCCUGAUAUUUUAUUGCAAAAAAAGCUUCAAGAAAACCAGUUAUUGAAUUCUCAGCUUCCAGGCCAGGCCCCAGUCAUCCAACCUAACCAGUUUGAAAAUAUUAUCAGCCAACAAAUCCCAUCAAACCUCACCACUUCGUCGUUUCAGAAUCAGCCUCAAUCGUUACAAGGCGAUCUUGGACAUUAUUCUAUUGACUCCACAAACUCAACUUGCCAAAUAUUUCAAAAUAAUUUCACACGAACUGCUAACGCUGCUGCUACAACUACUACCAGCGAUCAAAGUCUUCCCACUGAUCUACCAAGAUUUUGCUAUGGGAUUUCUGAUCAGAUGAGGACAGACUUAUCUGAUAACUCAAGCUUUCAGUCCUUCAACAGCAGCAGUAGCAUAAAUAACAGCCAGAAUUUCAGCUUUGAUUCGGUUUUGUCGACGCCUCUCUCUAGCCCGCCGCCCGUUAUCAAUUGCAGCACAGAAGAUGAGAGAGAGAGCUUCUGCACUAACCUGAUGAGGUUUGAAAUUCCAGAGGGUCUCAACUUUGAAGAUUUUAUGUAAUUAAGAUUAACUUCUGGGAUAAAUCCUCUCCCUUUUUUUUCCUGGUUGAUUAGGUUCGUUAAGUUACAAGAUUUGGCUUGUUAAUUUAUAGCUGGUGCUUUAGAAAUUUUUUCAAACCUAUGUAAAUUCAUGGUUGUUUUGUAAUUUUUUCAGUUGUUUGUCAUCAUCUUGUCAUAAUUCUUUUAUU